GAUCCAAUAUUUUUCUUUGGUUCUUUAUCUUCAAAUAUUGCUCGGAAAAGGGGCCAAAAAAAACCGAAUUUCUAAAGAAAAAAAAAGGUUAAAAGUGUUUUUUUUUUUUUUUGCAAACAUAAAAAGGGGGCUAAUACAAUAAUCCGUAUUUAAUUGAAAACACUGUUCUACCCGGCGGAAACAGAGCAGACGGGAGCAAAAGGAGAAUGAAGUUCGGCGUAAAAGCGUUGAGCAACGGCAAAGCACGGGUGGGAGUGGUGCAACUUCCCAAUUGCGUGGUUCCCAUAGAGACACCAUCUCUGUUGCUCGCCACUCGAAAGGGUCUUCCACACUUUCUCUCUCCUGACCUUCUCUCCGCUCUUCCUUCGCCGGACUCCCAUCUCCUUCAAUUCUCCCCUCUUUACUUAUGUUUGUCCUACAGUGUGGGAGGCUUGUCAACACCGACAAUGUCUAGUGUAGGAGGAUUGCACCAAAUGCUUGGUCUGCAAGAGUAUGGAUUCGGGGCAAACUUGAGAGAUUCUAUCGUAUGCAUUCCAGAACCCAAUAGUACUAACAAAUUUGGAGCCUCUUUUCAAACUCCUAAUGGGCGUCUUUUGAUUCAGCCUGCGGAAUACAUGAAAAUGAUUUCUUCUUUGGACCCAAAUUGGUUAGUGAGUAUCCCUGAUGAAGUCCCUGCUUGGGUUACUGAAAAGCGGAAUAAGAUUUCAGUAGAUAGAACUAUUCGCUGGCUUGAUGAAUGUAUCAACUUAAAAAAGACAGAUGGAUCAAUUUUUGGGGCCAUUGUUGGAGGGUGUAGCAUGGAAGAACGCAAACGAUGUGCACAUGAAAUAGUUAAACGGGAUGUCUCAGGUUUUUGGCUUGGUGGUUUUGGGUUUGGAGAAACUGUUGAUGCACGUUCUGCUCUUCUGAAUGCUGUUACCGAUAUCUUGCCAGAGGACAAACCUCGUCAAGUUUGUGGACUUGGACUUCCAGAGGAAGUCCUUCAGGGUGUAGCUUCGGGAAUUGAUCUGUUUGAAUCCUCGUAUAUAUGUCAACUUACCGUUGGAGGGUAUGCUCUCACAUUUCCAGUUGACAACACGGAAAUGCAGAUGCCUAAUUAUCAGCUGAGCAAUGUAGGAAGUGACCUUACAAAGAUUAAUUUGAGAGCCACAGUUUACAGGAAGGAUUCAUCGCCAGUUGUAGAGAAAUGCUGUUGCUAUACUUGUCAGAAUCAUUCAAGAGCUUACAUAAAUCACCUGCUCAAUGUACAUGAAAUGCUGGCCCAGAUCCUACUAGAAAUACAUAACACACACCAUUAUCUGAAAUUUUUCGGCAAUAUCAGAGAUGCUAUAAGAUGCGGAAAGUUUGAACAGUUCCGUUGCAAGUUCAUGGAGACCAGGAGAAAUCAUCUUGCUACAGAUGCUGAGAUUUCUCAAAAUAGCAAUUCCAUAUGCCUGGCAUUGUAGCACCUCAUAGGUCAUAGCAUACAUUUUUAGGCAGAGGCAUCAGAUGUCGUCUUCAUCUGAUGGGACACUCCUUAGGAAUGCAUUCAUAAACUCUAUUCUUGUUGACAAUAUUUCUUGACUAAAUUUUACAAAUGAAGUACAGAGUUUCUUCA
Spinacia oleracea (spinach) is the source of this 1597-nucleotide messenger RNA. RefSeq lists its product as uncharacterized. The transcript has 10 exons. NCBI's taxonomy places the organism in Eukaryota, Viridiplantae, Streptophyta, Magnoliopsida, Caryophyllales, Amaranthaceae. Bases 207 to 1445 code for a protein of 412 amino acids. The record is from RefSeq and is a predicted model, not a curated record.